AUGUACAAAUCUAAUGGACGGAAACGAGGAAAGAUGAGGGCACCACUCCCAGAAUAUGUAUCUACGUACGUUCAACCAGAAAAUAACAUCCACGUCAUUUCAAGCAAACCCCCUCAACGGUCCGGGACCGCUGGGACAGGCCCGAGAUUGGGACGAUUUAUUGUGAGAGGGGAGGUGUACAACCACGAGGAUAUAGGCCGCACUGCUGAACUAUGGAAUGUCGAUCAUUUGACAGCACUGGAGAGAGAAUUGCUAGGAGAAGAAGAUGACGAAGGCUGGGAAACAGAAGAAGCUGACUGGGAGCUACUUGGUGUCAGAGGACUACCAGGUGAUGAACCGGAAGACUUCCGUGCCAGAGCAAAAAGAAGAAAAUUGAUCCAAGACAGAAGGGACAGAAGGCCAGAGGUAAAAAAAAAUACUGCUGCUUGGAGGGCACGUAAACGGAAUGAGAAGACGAAGAAAGUCCUUGAAAAGUUUACCAAUGAUGCAACAACCAGUACACACGAAACACCUAGGUCGAUCGUUGUCUGCGGCCGGUGUUCAGGACCAGGCUACGACUAUGAGCAUAGUUUGGGACGAAAUGGUAUCAUCUUAAAGAAGUAUAUAAAAGAUUUUCUGACAGUCGAAGUACCAGAUGAAGACCAGGAAUCAGUUUUUUUCGUCAACGUCAAAGCCUGGGAACCUCUGCCAUCAAUACACCCUACCUACGGAUCCGGAACGUUGGAUGCAGAAGACGAUGGACUUAUGCGCUGUAGAGCAAGAUGA
Molecule: messenger RNA, 765 nt
Organism: Botrytis porri
Lineage: Eukaryota; Fungi; Ascomycota; Leotiomycetes; Helotiales; Sclerotiniaceae
Exons: 3
Coding region: 1-765 (254 amino acids)
Source: RefSeq, a predicted model, not a curated record